UACUCUUGUCUAUCCAUAGAUGGUUGCCGUUAUACUUUACGAGUUUACAGUUGAAAAAUCUUAAGUCACCCUUUUCUUGUUUGAGAUGAUGAGGCUACACAAUUUUCGUCCUAAAAUUGGAAUAUUCUCUCCUUGAUGAGCAGACGAAUGGUUUGAUGUGAUUAUAAACUUCAGUUGUAAUUAAUAUAGGAAGCGAUGAGCAUAAAGUUGAAAUUAUGGUCCCCUAUGUUUUGAUUGAGGGGAAUAUAACCCAGCCAGAUCGUUCAAUGUUCGGGCAUAUAUCAAAAUGACAGUUGUCUUCCAAUAGCAAAUUAUUGUCUUUGGUCUCAAUCAACUAGAAGAUCAGUCAGUCCAUGGAAGUCCUACCGAACCCUACCUGCAAGCUUUGAGAAAUUUGGAGCCUGUACGGUGAACGUAAUCUGUGUUAAGGAGCUGAUUCUCUUCAGGUUUUCAAGUAUGAAGUUGCUGCCAUUUUAUCACCUGUCCUGACAAGAAUGAGGUUUCAGAGACAACCCAGAAAAGCUUUCUAUUGCUACAAAAUGUAGCUCAUGCUUCCCACAACUGUAGAUAAAUGGUCCAGAAGAUGUCGUGGCUGAAUACUACCAACAACAGGUAGAAAUGUUGGAGGGUUUCAAUGAAAUGGAUGAAUUAACAGAACGUGGUUUUCUUCCUGGAAUGUCAAAGGAAGAGCGAGAAAACAUGGCUAGAAGUGAGACAAUGGCCAUCAGAAUUUCAAAUGUUGCCAACAUGGUUCUUUUUGCUGCCAAAGUUUAUGCAUCCAUUAGAAGUGGCUCUUUGGCAAUCAUAGCUUCGACAUUGGACUCACUUCUUGAUCUUUUAUCUGGUUUUAUCCUGUGGUUCACUGCAUUCUCAAUGCAGACACCAAACCCGUACCAGUACCCUAUUGGAAAGAAACGGAUGCAGCCAUUGGGAAUCCUUGUAUUUGCAUCUGUUAUGGCUACACUUGGUUUGCAGAUAAUCUUGGAGUCGAUUCGGACACUGAUAUCUGAUGAGAAUGGAUUUAGUUUGACCAAGGAGCAAGAGCGAUGGGUGAUUGGCAUCAUGCUCUCAGUAACGCUGGUUAAGCUUCUUCUAGUUCUUUACUGCCGGUCUUUCACCAAUGAGAUUGUCAAAGCUUAUGCCCAGGAUCACUUUUUUGAUGUCAUCACCAACAUCAUUGGCCUCAUUGCUGUUCUCCUUGCCAAUUAUGUCAAUGAUUGGAUGGAUCCUGUUGGAGCCAUAACUCUUGCCAUAUAUACUAUCCGUACGUGGUCAAUGACGGUGUUGGAAAAUGUGAAUUCCCUAGUAGGCAGGUCAGCCGCACCAGAGUUCCUGCAGAAGUUGACAUAUCUUUGCUGGAACCACCACAAGGCCGUAAGGCACAUUGACACAGUGCGCGCCUACACCUUUGGGUCACAUUACUUUGUCGAGGUUGACAUUGUUUUGCCAUCUGAAAUGCCAUUGCGUGAGGCCCAUGACAUCGGCGAGUCCUUGCAGGAGAAGCUUGAGCACCUGCCUGAGAUUGAGCGUGCCUUUGUGCACCUUGAUUACGAGUUUACUCACAAGCCUGAGCAUGCUCAAGCUCACUCAUAGCUCGAAGGGUAGAGGUAUAUGUUUUGGGUGUUAAUAUGAUCAUGUCCUCAUACUCACGGCAAACCGGAGAUAGACUUUAAUAUCUGUACGCUUUGGCAUGAGAAGUGGCCAAAAAUUGUAUGCAUGCGGUUAUGGAAGGUCAUCUAGUUAUCUUUGUUAAUAUCAUGAUUCUAAGCUACGAAUUAAGAAGGUAACUCUUCCGAUGUU
Molecule: messenger RNA, 1800 nt
Organism: Macadamia integrifolia
Lineage: Eukaryota; Viridiplantae; Streptophyta; Magnoliopsida; Proteales; Proteaceae
Product: metal tolerance protein 5
Exons: 7
Coding region: 619-1593 (324 amino acids)
Biological process (GO): monoatomic cation transport; transmembrane transport
Cellular component (GO): membrane
Molecular function (GO): manganese:proton antiporter activity
Source: RefSeq, a predicted model, not a curated record